Molecule: messenger RNA, 602 nt
Organism: Lasiosphaeria miniovina
Lineage: Eukaryota; Fungi; Ascomycota; Sordariomycetes; Sordariales; Lasiosphaeriaceae
Exons: 1
Coding region: 28-246 (72 amino acids)
Source: RefSeq, a predicted model, not a curated record
CAAAGGAAGUAAGCUAGUAUGGUAUGAAUGCGCUGGGCAGGCUUCUUCUUUCCCCCUCGGGCAGUCCUCAGUACAGCCAGCGCCUGGUGCGGUUUCUCGAUGCGCUUCGGGCUGCUGUUUGUCUCUCUGCUUUGUCGAAAUGGCUGGCGGGCGUUGGAUUGGUCUCUGGCUCGACUCCUAUUUACCUCUAGUCCGUCCUCCACACUGCAGAGUGCAGACGGGAGCGAGAGAAGUGUGAAAAGGUAGGCGGAUGGGACAACCCCCCCCAGCUUUGCUUCCCUUUGGAGGCUAGGCUGGGCUGGGCUAGGCUGGUGGGUGUGGGAGUGGGAGGAGGCUUGUGGGGUUCAACACGUGUAACAAGCGCUUUGGGUACGUCGGCGAGACAAUAUGCAUGGACGAGGGCUACCCCCUUAGGUGCGACAUAUUUCUGGCUUAGGCGGUCCUAGAGCGCGAGGCCAUUGACUAUUGUGCAGUAAAUUGCCUAGCCCAUUAGGCUCCGGCCUGGCAGCCCUUCCCGCACCCUCCGAUGCAUCGUACGAUCUGUUGCGCGAUUCUUCGCGCCCGUGUUCUGGAAGGUAUUAAGCAUGUCACUGACAGCUACA